UAUUUGUUGCUGCGCCGCCACCGCCCGAGUCAUGGUCCGCGCUUCUUUCUGGCUCUCCUAGCAGCAGCAGCCGCCGCCGCCGCCGCCGCCGCCGCCCUGCGAUCACUGGCUUCACUUCCUCCUCCUCCUCUUCCUCUCGCUGAGCCACUCGCUUCCUAGCGCUAUGACCGUUGUCUCUGUCCCGCAGCGGGAGCCGCUCGUCCUGGGCGGCCGCCUGGCGCCGCUUGGCUUUUCCUCCCGCGGUUACUUUGGGGCCUUCCCGAUGGUGACCACGGCUCCGCCGCCUCUACCCCGGAUCCCGGACCCCCGGGCGCUGCCCCCGACCCUGUUCCUCCCUCACUUUCUAGGCGGAGACGGCCCCUGCGUGAGCCCCCAGCCUCGCGCUCCGGUAGCUCGGCCCAACUGCAGCCUCGCGACGGCGGGCGGCACGCCUCGGGCGGCGCCGAAGAAGCGGCGGAAGAAGAAGGUGCGGGCCAGUCUGGCGGGCCAGCUGCCCAGCCGCUUCCACCAGUACCAGCAGCACCGGCCGAGUCUGGAGGGCGGCCGGAGCCCGGCGGCAGGCCAGAGCGGGGCGCCGGAGGUCCCGGGCCCGGCUCCCGCGACCGCCGGCCGGACUGAAGAGGCGAGCCCGGACCCUGGGCCGCUGCGGCCCGCGGCGCCCGGCCAAGCCGCGCUCAGGAAAGAGGUUUUAAAAUCAAAGAUGGGAAAAUCGGAGAAAGUUGCCCUUCCCCAUGGCCAGCUUGUUAAUGGUAUACACUUGAGUGAACAACCAAAGAUAAACAGACAGAAAAGCAAAUAUAACUUGCCACUAACCAAGAUCACCUCUAUGAAAAGGAAUGAAAAUAACUUUUGGCAGGACUCUGUGUCAUCUGAUAGAAUUCAGAAGCAGGAAAAAAAGCCUUUUAAAAAUACAGAGAACAUUAAAAACAUGCAUUUGAAGAAGUCAGCAUUUCUAACUGAAGUGAGCCAAAAGGAGAAUUACGCUGGCGCGAAGUUCAGUGAUCCGCCUUCUCCUAGUGUUCUUCCAAAGCCUCCUAGUCACUGGAUGGGAAGCUCUGUUGAAAAUUCCAACCAAAACAAGGAGCUGAUGGCAGUGCAUUUGAAAACACUGCUGAAGGUUCAAACUUAAGAUUUCAGAUUUCAGUGUGUAUGUAAAACAGUUUUUUCCAACUUCUUGGACUCUCGAAUUGGUACAGAUCUGGAAAUCUGCCUUGUUGCAAUGUAAGAGUACAAAAGAUGAGUUUAAAAAGUUACAUACAAACAGCUUGUAUUAUAUUUUAUAUUUUGUAAAUACUGUAUACCAUGUAUUAUGUGUAUAUUGUUCAUACUUGAGAGGUACAUUAUAGUUUUGUUAUGAAAGUAUGUAUUUUGCCCUGCCCAUGUGGCCGGUGAUUUGUGUAUAUAUAUAUACAUAUAUAUAUAUAUAUAUAUAAUGGAGAAAUUUUAAGUGUGCUAAGGCACAUGGAACACCAGUUUAUUUGCACAAGGUACUGAGAUUUUACAAGAAACAGCUGUCGAAUCUCAAGGUGAAGAUCUAAAUGUGAAGAGUUUACUAAUGCACUACUGAAGUUUAAGUCUGUGGCACAAUCAUUGUAAACAAUGGAGUUUUGUCUUUCGCUAAAUUGAUUCUGCCUUCCAAUCUAUAAUUACUGGAAAAACUCCUCCCCAUUUCUACCAAAUUUUAAUUUCUUGUUUUUGGUAUAUAUCCAUUAUUCAAAUUUAAGAUGCCUCUAAUUUUAAUGCCAACAAAAUCGGUUGUAAUCAAAUUUUAAAGUAAUAAUAAUUUGGCCUCCCCCCUUUAAA
Molecule: messenger RNA, 1803 nt
Organism: Lepus europaeus (European hare)
Lineage: Eukaryota; Metazoa; Chordata; Mammalia; Lagomorpha; Leporidae
Gene: PNRC1
Product: proline rich nuclear receptor coactivator 1
Exons: 2
Coding region: 164-1129 (321 amino acids)
Biological process (GO): nuclear-transcribed mRNA catabolic process, nonsense-mediated decay
Cellular component (GO): P-body; nucleus
Source: RefSeq, a predicted model, not a curated record